Taeniopygia guttata (zebra finch) is the source of this 2112-nucleotide messenger RNA. Its product is annotated as protein Mis18-alpha. Gene Ontology annotation, cellular component: chromosome, centromeric region; nucleus; chromatin. Lineage: Eukaryota; Metazoa; Chordata; Aves; Passeriformes; Estrildidae. The record is from RefSeq and is a predicted model, not a curated record. Gene Ontology annotation, biological process: CENP-A containing chromatin assembly; chromosome segregation.
CGGCGGGCGGGGCGAGCGGCGCGGGGGCGGUUCCGGGCCGAUGUCCGCCGUCACUGCUGCUUCCUCGGCGGGCCAUUCGAAGGCGAUGCUGGAGGCCGCUGCCGGUCCCUCGGCGGGCGGGCAGGACCCGAUGGCGCUCUGCCCGGAGCUGGAGUACUCGCUGUCGCUGCUGGAGCCGGGCGGCGGCCGGGCCGAGCGGCAGCAGCGAGAGCGGCGGGCGGACGCGCCCCCCAUGCCCAUGGUGUUCAUGUGCGCUGGCUGCAAGCGGCCCGUGGGCGACACCUCGAGCUGGGUGUUCAACGACGAGGAGAGAGGCUGCAUCCUGCUGCGUAGUGCGGCCGCCAGCGUCGCCGUGGACCCAGAGCGGAAGGUCUCCAAUCUGCCCGGCGAGUGCGGAUGCAUGGUAGAAACCUUAUUCUGCUCUGGCUGCUCAACGACACUUGGCAGCAUCUACAGGUGCACCUCAAGGAACCUCGACUAUAAGAGAGAUUUGUUCUGUUUCAGUAUUGACUCCAUUGACAGCUAUAUUCUAGGAACCCCAGGACAGCAAGCUGUUCUUCAUGAGGAACCGCUUACUCUUGAAAGUCGAGCUGUCUUGCAGGAGGUGCUGGAAAGGGUGGAUGUGAUAUUCAAAGCUCUGGAGACAAGGCUGAGCACCGUCGAGUCGUGCGUGGCUGCUCUGCACAGGCAAGUGUGACAGGAAAUACUCGCUGAGCUGCAGGAGAAGGGCGAACGUGAGCCUUGGCCCUGCCAUCCUCUUUAUUUUUCUUAAUAAAGACUUCUGAUCAGACAAUCUGUUGAUUUCUGGUUUAAUGUAAAUAUUUAUUUAAAUGUUUGUCUCUGAAAGCAAAACAUUUAUCUCCUGACUUCCCUGCUAUCCAGUAUCUGCUGAACUAAGCUAAGGAAAAACCUCCCUGUGAUUCUGUAAUUUUCAAAAGAGCGGCAUUAAGUCACUUAUGUUUUUCUUGUCUCCAUAGCUUUAGCUUGUCUCGUGCUCAAAGAGAGGAAUGACUCAAGAACGAUAUGUGGUGAAUUGUUAGUUUGGCAGGGUCUUUUUGCAAGUUCAGGGAGAAAAUGUGAUGUAAGAAAAGGCUUUUUUUGCAGCAUUAGAUUUUUGCAGCAUAGCAGCUUUUCAAGCUUUCUAAGUAAGUCACCUCAUUCCAAUUUAAACUCUCUUAAAAUAUGCUUGAUAUGUUUUUUUUUUUUUUCAUUAUUAUGUUAGUUUUUGUUUUGGUUUGAUUUGGCUUUCUUUUUUGCCUGGCUUAGGAAAAUUUAACCGAUCUCACUUUUUUCUUCUCCAGUUGAGUGUAGUGUUAUCUUCUUAAUUCAAAAAACAUUUGCUGUAUGGAAAAACCACCUUGCCUUGUGAAGGGACAGGUAGGAACUGUUUUAAUGGCCAGUGCCACAGCCCUGUAGCACACAGAUUCCCAGGAAGUUGGGAGCCCUCUGCCAGGCAGAUCCACCUGGCCAGGUUCCUGCGGGUGCUGCUGCUGUACCCGACUGAUGAGGUGAUAACCAGCUUGGCUUUUUUGCCAAAAUAAAACUUAUCCAUUUUCUUAUGAAUUCCCAGCAAAUUGGUCCCAAAGGCUUUGUCACUCAGUCUCUGCUUCCAUUGGUGUGGAGAGGUUGGAUCCCAGUUAUCACCCCAGGAGUGCCCCUGCAUCUUUUUUCCCCACUUUUCUGUUCCAGUUGUGCGAAAUACUUGGGCUUUGUUUUUUUCCCCUGCAGUUCACUGCAGAUCCCAAAAAAACUACAGGAGGGAAGAUAAUUACUUGUGCUUCCACCAUCAGACUGUACCUGCUGAAAGGCUGAGGUGAGAGCAGGAUCUGUAAAAUCCCUGACUCUCCGUGUCUUCCUGAGGCUGAAGCUGUGUUUGCUGUCAGUGACAACAUGGUGGAAGAUGCUAAAGACUGAAAACUUCAGGUUUUUUCCCCUGAAUCCCGAGACUCUCUGCAGCUGUGCCCUGUCUAUCUCUUGAAAGAGUUUCUGGGUGUACAAAACUUUUUACAUCCUGCAAUAUUUAUCUAAAAUUCAUUUAAAAAUAAUCAUACUGUAUCAAUGUGGUGUUAAUUACUUUUUUUGAGUUGGUUAAUUAAAGCAAAUUAUUGAUAA